Eutrema salsugineum is the source of this 785-nucleotide messenger RNA. Its product is annotated as thioredoxin H5. Lineage: Eukaryota; Viridiplantae; Streptophyta; Magnoliopsida; Brassicales; Brassicaceae. Bases 177 to 533 code for a protein of 118 amino acids. The transcript has 3 exons. The record is from RefSeq and is a predicted model, not a curated record.
UUCCAUUUAAGUAACAUUUUUAAUGAGGAAAAAGUCAAAUAAAUAACAUUUUCUUUAGUAAGAUUCUCUCCGCCUUCCUUUUUCUAUAAGAACCGACCCAAAGACAAAGAUUUUUUUCAUCAAAUCAAAAAUCGAAACACACAGAAGAAAACGAGAAAGCAAAUUCUGAAAAAAAAAUGGCCGGAGAAGGAGAAGUCAUCGCUUGCCAGACCGUCGAGGACUGGAACGAGAAGCUCAAGGCCGCCCAAGAAUCCAAGAAACUGAUUGUGAUUGACUUCACUGCGGUAUGGUGCCCACCUUGCCGUUUCAUUGCACCAAUCUUCGAAGAAUAUGCCAAGAAGUUCCUCAACGUUGUUUUCUUCAAGGUCGAUGUUGACAAAUUGAGUGAUGUUGCUAAGGCAUUUGAAGUCGAGGCAAUGCCGACGUUUAUCUUCAUGAGGGAAGAAGCGAUCCUGGAUAAGAUUGUUGGUGCUGCGAAAGAUGAAAUCCAUGCCAAGCUCGAAAAGCACAGUCAAGCUGUUGCUGCAGCUUGAUUUAAGCAUAUCCACCCUAUGUGUGUGCUGCUUUUCUCUCUGUCUAUCUAUUUGCUAAUAUGUUUGGUGUUUAAUAAGAAUCCUUUGUUGCCUUAUUGAAAACUUUUACUUUGAGUCAUCUUUUUAAAGACAUGUGACCUUUUAGGGGUCUCUUUAUGUGGUGGCUUGAAAGUCUUUGGGUGUGAAUAAAUGUUGCAAACUUUACAAGUUCGCAGCUAUGCUAAUUUUAAAUGUUAGUGUUUUUUUCGUACU